Molecule: messenger RNA, 2603 nt
Organism: Oryzias melastigma (Indian medaka)
Lineage: Eukaryota; Metazoa; Chordata; Actinopteri; Beloniformes; Adrianichthyidae
Product: venom phosphodiesterase 1
Biological process (GO): nucleoside triphosphate catabolic process
Molecular function (GO): metal ion binding; nucleic acid binding; nucleoside triphosphate diphosphatase activity
Source: RefSeq, a predicted model, not a curated record
CCCCCCCAAACGUCCUGCAGAGACAGAUGUUACGAGCCCUUUGACGACGAGAUCCCGGGCUGCAGAUGCGACUCCAACUGUGGCUCCACUGGCAGCUGCUGCUUUGAUUUCCACGACAUCUGCACAAUUCCGACCCAGCAGUGGGAAUGCACAAAGAUCCGGUGUGGUGAGACGAGGCUGACUGAGAGCAAAUGCCACUGUUCUGAUGACUGUCUGUCUGCGGGCGACUGCUGCACAAACUACAAGAACAUCUGUCAAGGAGACACAGAAUGGGUGGAAGGUGAAUGUGUAGACCUGUCGACACCGGCAUGUCCUGCAGGCUUCAAGCAGCAACCACUACUCCUUGUGUCACUGGAUGGACUGAGGGCUGAAUACAUGCAAACAUGGAGCACAGUCAUGCCCGUCCUGAACAAAAUCAGGAAAUGUGGAACAUCUGCUUCAUAUAUGCAGCCGGCAUUUCCAAGCAAGACCUUUCCUAAUCACUACACCAUUGUUACGGGUCUUUAUCCAGAGUCUAAUGGGUUGAUUGACAACACUAUGUACGACCCAGUGUUUAAUGCCACUUUCAGCCUCUCCAACUCUGAAAAAGACAACCCUGACUGGUACCUCGGACAACCCGUUUGGCACACAGCAAGGCACCAGGGUCUGAAGUCUGGAACCUACUUUUGGCCGGGAUCAGAUGUUGAAAUCAAUGGAAGCUUCCCCAACAUUUACAAGCCUUACGAUGGUAAUGUACCUUUUGAAGAAAGAGUCCUGACUGUUCUGAAAUGGCUGCAGCUGCCUGAUAAUGAAAGACCUGAUUUUUACACACUGUAUCUGGAAGAACCAGAUAAAUCAGGACACAGCUUCGGUCCAGUCAGCGGAGGGAUCAUCAUUUCCCUCCAGGGCGUCGAUAGGAUCAUUGGACAGCUCAUGAACGGACUUAAGCAGAUCGGCCUAGACCGCUGCCUCAACAUCCUUAUUGUGGCUGAUCACGGUAUGGAGGAGACAAGCUGCGACAGGAAAGAAGCCAUGCAGGACUUUGGGAUCGAUACCAGCCUUUAUGUGGUCAAUGAGGGGCCAUUUGGACGCAUUCGACCUAAAAACACUGACCCAGUUUUGGACAGCGCUGCUCUGGUUGCUAACAUGGCUUGUAAAAAAACAGAUCAAAAGAUCACCCCGUACCUGAAAACCAACCUACCAAAGCGCUUGCACUACGCCAACAGCCGGCGCAUCGAGGAUGUGAAUGUUCUGGUCGAGCCCAAGUGGUUGUUUGAAAGAAACUCUGGAUCUCUCACAUUCUGUGAUGGUGGUAACCAUGGUUACGACAAUGAUGCCGAGAGCAUGCAUGCCUUGUUUCUCAGUUAUGGCCCCAAGUUUCAAUCUGGAACUGAAGUUGAACCCUUUUCCAGCAUCGAGCUGUACAACCUGAUGUGUGAUGUGCUGGAAAUUAAUCCCUCUGAAAACAAUGGCACCCAUGGCAGCAUGAACCACGCACUGAAGAACCCCUUCCACACCCCCGUGCACCCCGCUGAGCAGAGUGACCCGGGUCAGUGCCCACUGGUCAGCCUAGUUCCUGAAGACAACCUAGGAUGCUCCUGUUCCAGCCUGGAAGGGAAUACCAUCAACAGCCGUUUGAAUUUAACUGCAGAUCAAGUAUCUGCAGCAGAGAAGACGCACAUGCUGUUUGGCCGUCCGCAGAUGCUGCAGUCAGACCAGAGUUACUGCAUCCUCCACCAGGAAGGGUUUGUCAGCGCCUACAGCCAUAAAGUCCUCAUGCCUUUGUGGAGCACCUUCACUGUGGAGAAACCGACCGACAUCUCGCCGUUGCCUCCGGUGAUCUCUGAUUGUUUAAGAGCCGAUGUUAGACUGACACCGUCCCAGAGUCCCAGAUGUGACGACUACGAAACAACCAGCAGCCUGACGCCUGCUUUCCUGUUUCCACCCAACCUGAAUGUUUCAGCGGACCAACAGUAUGAUGCCCUCCUGAUGAGUAAUGUGGUUCCAAUGUACCCCAGGUUCAAGAAAAUAUGGGAUUUCUUCCACAAUAGUUUACUGAAAAAAUAUGCCUUCCAGUAUAAUGGGAUCAACGUUGUCACCGGACCAGUCUUUGACUACAACUAUGACGGGCGGUACGACACCCCCGAACAGAUGACGGAAGCUCAGCGGAGGAAUCUCAGUGGGUGGAGGACCACAUGUGGUUUCAUCAAGCUCGCGUUAAAGACGUGGAGCUGAUUACAGGGUUGGACUUCUAUCAAGGCAGUAAUCGACCCGUUCCAGAACUGCUGAAGAUCAAGACUCGCCCCACAGCCGCCAUCCAUAGAAAAGAAUGACAAAGGAACGUAUAAAAGCUUCCAUUGUUUGGCAGCAGUGUAAUGAUUGUAUCUGUUUAUUUACCUUUUUUCAUAAUUACUCUUAAUUUUACUAUGUGUAUAUUUCAUUGUCCACUUGUUGAUGGAAAAACUUGUUUGCUUUAAAUAUUUAUUGAUAAGAUCAAAUGUCUCUAUAUUUAUAGUUACUCAAAUUUUUGUAACCAAAACAUGCAUUUGAGGAUGAUAUUUUUUUGAUGGCAAAACCAGAAAAAUAUUAAAUGGAUCUGUUGAAUAACGUGUUUCUUGAUUCUU